Molecule: messenger RNA, 1374 nt
Organism: Exophiala aquamarina CBS 119918
Lineage: Eukaryota; Fungi; Ascomycota; Eurotiomycetes; Chaetothyriales; Herpotrichiellaceae
Exons: 3
Coding region: 1-1374 (457 amino acids)
Biological process (GO): transport
Molecular function (GO): transporter activity
Source: RefSeq, a predicted model, not a curated record
AUGGCAUUUUUCCUCCUACCUCGCGAUGACAACGAUGACAACGAUGGCAAGUUUGUCUGUCUGCGGCCAAAACCAAACGAGCACGGCGAUACGCUUUCGAUCGGAAUUACCUUUCACCAAUUAGCAGAAUAUAUGACCAUGGCUUGCUUGGGUCUCACCACCAUAAGUGCCCUGUUGCUGAUCUGGAAACACCUGCACCGCUAUACACGACCGAAAGAGCAACGUCAAAAUAUCCGUAUUAUCGCCAUGCCAGUCUUCUUCUGUGCUGUCUCGCUGGUGUCAAUCCUGUUUUACGACGAUUCCAUCUACAUUGUUCCUAUAAUGGGUGUCUACGAAGCCUUUUGUAUUGCUGCUUUGUUCCUCCUGUUCCUGGAGUUUGUCUGUCCCGAUGAUGAAGCACGACCAAAGUACUUUUCCAAUCUUGAGAACAAGGAUAAGAAAGGCAAUGUCAUACCUGGCGGUAGUCUGAAAUGGUUCAAUCACAUAUAUUUCAUGGUAUUCCAAUACCCUUUGACCAAGACCAUAUCGGCCGGAAUCCAGAUUGGAACGCAAGCAGCAGACGUCUACUGCCCCAACUCACUGAGUCCGAAAUAUGCGCAUAUUUGGCUUAUGUUGCUCGAUCUAUUCGUCAUUGGCGGCGCUAUCGGUGGAGUCUUUGGAUUCUACGCCCGGCUGAAAAGCGAACUCAACCCCGAAUACCACGCCUUGGGCAAACUCGUUUGCUUCAAGGGCAUUGUCAUCCUCCUCUUCUUCCAAGAUAUCAUCUUUGGCUUCCUAAAUUCGAAGCUGUUCAAACCAACUGCGACCCUAACCUUUGACGAUCUCUAUUUCGGCAUGCCUCUCCUCCUCACAGCCAUCGAGGCCACGGUCGUCUCUUUCACCUUCCACUGGGCCUUCGGCUCUCGUCUCUACCACGAAGACCACAUUCCCGGGCAGCAACGUAUGCCGAUUUGGCGCGCCAUCUUUGACGCCAUGAACCUGUCCGAUAUCGUUCGAGCCACGGUCAGAGCGUUCGGACUCUUGAUCAGUUUGGACUCUGCAGCCAUUCAAUUGGGAUCCUCCAAGUUCAAAACUCCCAGCAGGCAGCGUACACUCCAACUUGAGAACAUGGGCCGUGAACCGCUCACCCAACAACACUAUGGCCAUGGCUACACCAAUUCAGAAAUCGAUACCCACUACCAGCCAUCCAGCUAUCCUUCACCAACGGCCCAACAGACUCAGCGAUAUUCAUCGGGCGCGCCGCUGGCCUUUCAGCAAGAACAAGCUGAAGGCCUGGUAGGCCGAGGGCUAUACGGUUACUCGUCUGUUGGCGAACGAGAUCCGUCACCAGGCCCAAGUUACAAUUGUCCCAUCACUACUCGUGAUGUUGCUUGA